Molecule: messenger RNA, 676 nt
Organism: Phycomyces blakesleeanus NRRL 1555(-)
Lineage: Eukaryota; Fungi; Mucoromycota; Mucoromycetes; Mucorales; Phycomycetaceae
Exons: 2
Source: RefSeq, a predicted model, not a curated record
AUGGGAAAUCAGUCUUUAACAGAAAAUAGCAUUGACUGCGAGUCCCAUCGCGAACCAAAGAACGAAGAAGAGGCCAGACAGGACAAGAAUUUAGAAGAAAUCGAUAAACUUAAAACACACGGCUCACGCAAUGAUAGUGAGAAUCCAAAUCUUGAAAGAGCACCAGGAAAUACAUUAGAUGCAACUGGAAAUAUACACACCACAGGCGAUAAUAAUCAUCGUGCCACUCAGCAAACAGGUCCUGGUACAGCAAUUCUUCCUAACCCACCAUCUCCUCAACCACCCACACCACCAAAAGAUGGCGAAAAUUAUAGCGGCGGGGAUACUUCACUAGGCCAAGAAAUCAACAAUGUCCAUAAAACUACCCUACGGACACCCAAACCAACCAAUACUAUUGGCAAAGAACAAGCUCUCCAAGACUCUAGUCAGCUGGCCGAUCCUGCCGAUAACCCUCACCACCAUCACCAUCAGCAUAGUUUCAGCUUUACACCAGAUAAAAAUUCCUUGUUGACGCCAAUUGAUCCUGGAAAACUUGUUUCCGGAUUGGAAAUUAAUGCAUUAAAGUAUAUCACAGCUACAUGCAUUAUAUGCUACAUCUGCGGAAGACUUGAUUAUAACAUUUUCUUUGGCAUAUUCUGUGCAGUGCUAGGUAAGCCAAAUAAACUUACUGACUUGA